AUGUCUCAGAUCCUUAGCAUGAAGAAGAAUGAGGAUGCCGCCAAGAAGAGGAAGCCAAAGACCAGUGCCGCUCAGAUUCGUGUGCAGAAAGACCUCACUGAACUGGAAUUGUCUUCCACCAUGAAGACGCACUUCCCAGAUCCGACCGAUCUCCUCAACUUCACACUUACAAUUACUCCCGAUGAAGGCAUGUACAAGGGUGGCGCGUUUAACUUCUCUGUCAAUAUCAACACCAACUACCCACACGAGCCACCAAAGGUCAAAUGUACACAAACCAUCUAUCAUCCUAACGUAGAUCUCGAAGGAAACGUCUGCCUGAACAUUCUCCGUGAGGACUGGAAACCAGUCCUCAACCUGAACUCCGUGUUGGUCGGAAUGCAGUAUCUCUUUCUGGAGCCGAACGCCGACGAUCCACUGAACAAGGAGGCCGCGGAGGAGUUGCGGAGGAAUCGAGAUCAGUUCAUUUUCAACGUGAAGAGCUCCAUGCGAGGAGGCAACCUCAAGGGCGUUCAGUAUGAUAAGGUGCUCGUACAAUGA
Postia placenta MAD-698-R-SB12 is the source of this 537-nucleotide messenger RNA. RefSeq lists its product as hypothetical. The coding region runs from base 1 to 537 and encodes 178 amino acids. The transcript is spliced from 5 exons. NCBI's taxonomy places the organism in Eukaryota, Fungi, Basidiomycota, Agaricomycetes, Polyporales, Adustoporiaceae. The record is from RefSeq and is a predicted model, not a curated record.